Molecule: messenger RNA, 12744 nt
Organism: Bactrocera dorsalis (oriental fruit fly)
Lineage: Eukaryota; Metazoa; Arthropoda; Insecta; Diptera; Tephritidae
Product: putative nuclease HARBI1
Exons: 2
Coding region: 11206-12363 (385 amino acids)
Source: RefSeq, a predicted model, not a curated record
UUUAUAAUUUCGAUUUUCUUUGCGUUUUCGGUUAUAAUUUCUACGAUUUUCUUCUUGAAUAGCCGAAAUGUUUUGUUUGGCUCUUUGUCGUGCUUCGUUUCGAUCUACCUCGAACGAUUCAAUAGCUUCCGUUUCCAUAAUUUCAUCUAAUCGUGGUAAAUCCGAAAGUCUCAUGUCACAUCCGGUUAACAAUUUGAAUGGUGCUAUCUAUGUGCUUCUCGGAGGAGAGUUAUUUAUGUAUUGUUGGACUUUGCCAAUAAAUUUAUACCACUGAUCUGGAUUAUCUUUCGAAAGCUUUGAUAGCAUAGGAAUUACUAUCUUGUGUAUACGCUCUACUUGGCCAUUUCCCCUUGGUACUCCGGUAGUAAUAAGUAAAUGCUGAAUAUGAUUAUUUGUGCAAUAAUCCUCAAAGGCGUGCGAUGUAAAUACUGAACCUCUAUCUGUAAUGAUUCUUCUUGGAUUGCCAAACGUGGUUUCUUGCUUCGUCAAUCGAUCGAUCACUGCAUUAGUGCCCGUAUCUUUUGUGGGAUAAAGCCACACAAAUUUCGAAAAUGCAUCCACAACUACAAGUAUAUAAUUAUACUGCUUUCGUGUCGCCGUGAGAGGAGCAACGUGAUCUAUAUGGGACGUCAACAAAGGCUUAUCCUCUUUAUCAAUUGGUGCUAAAAAGCCAUCUUUUUUACCACAUUUCGAAUUUACGACAAUGCAGGCAAUGCAACUAUUCACAAUUUCCGUAACUUUCUUUUCUAGUUGAGGAAUGUAAAAAUCCUUCUCUAAGCAGUCCUUUGUUUUCUUCACUGAAAAAUGUCCUUGACGAUUCAUAUUGGCCACUAUGAGUUACGAAUGAUGUGUAUUUGCGAGAACUCUUAUCUACCGGUACGUGUAGGAAACCAUUUGCUAAAUCGUCAAUUAAGGUCAUCGGGAAAUUAUCCCGUACGAUUUUCAAAUUUAGUUUACGAUAAUCGCAACAAAGUCGUUUUGUGCCAUUUUUCUUUGAUACUAGUACAACAGGCGAAGCGUAGUUUGAGCAACUAGGACGUAUUAUACCUUCAUCUAACCACUGUGCCACUUGCUUGUCUAUGAUUUGCUGCUCCUCAUAACAUACCCUUCGUGGUGGUUGGUAAACUGGAACCGUCGGUAAAAAUAAUUUUCAUAUUCACCGGAGAACUAUCGUCUUUCUUUGGUAUAUACUGUUUUAUCAUUUGCUUCACUGCCUCUGUUGAUUUUUUAUUUAAAUGAGUUAAAUCAUAGUCUUGUUCAUUUAUAUCAACGUUAAAACAUAAAUUUGAAAAAAUAUUAGUCAUCAAAUCAUCAUCGUUUGUUAAAUUAUCUUUGACUCUCAUUGCAUUAUUAAUCGGCACAGACAACUUUCUUUAAAUUCAACCCCAUUUUCACGAACCAACAUAUCGAAAUGUUUCAAUAUUAAAUUACCCAAAAUCACUUCGUAACUAAUGCCGGUCGUUGCUACUACAUGAAACGUCAGAUCAACGAUACUCUGAUCAAUUUCUACUUCUAUAUCAAAGCUUCCUAUCGUUGAUAUUUUCGCUGCACCAAUACCAAAUAACUGCUUUUGUUCCGUUGUUAGCUUUAUACAUAUAUCUGUCCAACUUAUUAAAUGUGUCGCAUCUCAUUAAACACAAGUUACAACCAGUAUCGAUAAGCGCGCUCACUUCUACAUUACAAAUCCGUAUAUUUUUAAAUUUUAACUUAAAUUUUGCAAGUUCGUCAAUUGAAUUUACACGACUGUGUUCCCGCUCAGUGUUCCCACCUUUUAUUACUUUACACACAAAAGAUCUGUGUCCCAUCUUCUGGCACUUAAAGCAUUUGAAUUGCUUCGACGGACAAUCUCUAGCUAUGUGCGAAGGUUCACCACAUUUAUAACAUCUUUUAUCGAUUCUUAAUGAUAACGAAUUCUCCUGUUUUAUUUUAUCAUUUAUAUUUACGCUUUCUUCAGAUUUUCAACUUUUGGUUCCUGCUUGAUUUUUUCGUAAACUACUAACUGUUCUUUUAGUUCUGUCACAGUUUUGGCUUGGUAGAGAAUAGCUUUACUAUACUUAGAUCCCGGAAUGCCAUCUAUAAAAUAUUCCAACAAACUUUUGACACGCUUACACAUGCUUGUACAAACGAACUUUUAUUUUUAAAUUUAUUAAAAAAAAAAAAACAAUUAAUAAGGGAAUACAGGAAUAAAUUAUUAUAAUUUUACAGCCGUCGACCUGCCUUCGAUGUUCGCUUUCUCUUCGACUUCACUUCAACAACUCACACCGAGUAGUAUCUUCUGUCACAUCAACUCAGAGACGUAUUUUGUGGCAAAUACGCUCAGAGGCGCAUUUUUGUGGCGUGACACUUUCUUCAUCCAAGUGAAUUGACUUGCUUAUCUCCAUCAAAGCAUAUAGGUAUUCACUAACAUCUAUGCACAUCGGCUGCUGAUAACUUAUUUCCGAAUUCAUUAGUUAGUGCUAAUUUUAAAGAAUUCCAAUCGCGCAACCCGGUUUGACUACCCACAUAAGUUUUUGCAGCACCCCUCAAUAACUGUUUCGGAUAAACGAAUUUUUGUACAUCAAUCCAAUUUACUAUUUCUGCAUUUUCUUCUAUUUCUUCGAUCCAUUUCUGUAUAUCAGACGUAUUUGUUUCAUCAAAAGUAGAAAGGCUUUCUUCGAUAUCUUUAAGCGUGAAAUGUGCACAACCUUUAGGUGCAGAUGGUUCAGUACGUUUUUGGAUAAAAUCGCAUUCAGACUGAUUGGACUGAAAAUCGCUCUCUUCAUUUUCGUCAUCGUCACCGUCGUCAAUCAGGCCUAAAUGUUGGAGAAGUCUUCCCCUCAGUUCAUGUUUUCGUCCACUUACUCCUAGUCCAAAUUCCCUUAGUUUGUCGUUUAAAGUCGUCACUGUCAUUUUUAAAAUAGCGUCUGCAUUCAUGUUUACAAUAUUAAAAUAUAUGUUAAUAAACUAUGUAUAUAAAAUACGUAUAAAGUAAUUUAAAAAUAUAUCUUAGUUUAAGACAGCGUAAGUAUUUUUUUCAGAAUUACAUCAAAAUUCUUUAGUAGGUCAACUGACAAUUCGAACAGAAUGUUUUAAUACAGUAAAGUUUAGUUUUCAUAAAUUUCGUUCAUUUUGACUUCUUCUUCUUCUGAUAAUUUAAUAUUUCCAAAGCUAGAGACUAAGUCACAGUUGGCCUAUUCAUAUACCGUGUAACCAAUACUCCUCACUAUUCCUCAAUUAAUCAUUGAAAAAGUUAUUACUAUAACUUAAUAAAUACCGGGUGCAGCGUAAACUAUUAGAGUUUAAAUUUCACUUUCUUAAUAUAUUUUAUUUUUUAACAAGAGGUACCUUCAAUGUUUAGAUCUUUGAUUCUAAAAUUGAAAUUCAAGUUUCUCAACUUACAUUAAAUUCAUGAUUGCCGGCUGCUUCGAUCUUCCUCCUGUCCUGAUCCGCCAAUGGAAUAGCUGCUGCUCGUUUACGAUAGCUGGUUGAUUGCAGUUGCUGGCUGGUCCUUGAUUCGAUCGACUUUCAGCGGCCUAAUCCUGAUUGUUUGUGGCAGCUGGUUGCUUGUAGUUGCUCGUUUUUAACCGACACCGACAAACUACUUUGCUUAAACACAGCCCGACGUUGGGCGCCAAUUAAUUCAAAAUGCCUAUUUUGUUUGUAUUGACUUUAUUACGAGUAUUCGAGUGGGGCGCGUCCAGCUCGAAGAGCACCAAACAUUAUACUGAAAAUUAUUCUAAUUAUAAGCUACCUGUUGCUGUUGCUGCCGCCGCUGCUGCGUAGCAGUUGUGGUGUUGCGAGCUGGUAUAUGCAGGCGUGAGAACGAAUAAUUGCUGACUCAGUCCACGCGCAACCUUUGGAUGCAAGUUAAAACUUGUUAUUUCCGUUCAUGAUUCUGAGUCCGCUACUUGUUGCUGACUCAGGCCACGCGCAAUAUUUUGGGGCUCCUUCAAUUACAUUCUUGCGUCGCGUACGCGCGUGCACGCACGUUACAAAUAAUUUACUUGAGUGUUAUAAUGAUUGUCUUUACGUUGUAUGAUUAUAUUUUGAGUGCACUGAGAGUGUAUAGUGCUGAGAUGUCCUUGGAUUGAUGUAGCAGAUUGUACUGACGCUGUCCAGCCGGCGUCCGUUGACACGCGACCGAUUAUAUUAAUCGCCGAGUGCAAAUAUGAUGAGUGUGUCGGCGUCUUAUAACUUUAGUGCACCGGUACUAAUUAAUUACCCACGGUUCCUGUGUAUCAGGGCGUGAGCAAAACCGUGGUGAAGUGAUGCAAUAAUUAAUUAGCACGAGAUGAGCCAAAAGAGCUGGAUGAUUGCGAUUGCGAGAUGUAGCACUUGGAGACGUAUAGAUUACGUGAAUGCCCGAUGUGAACUGAUACUAUAUGAAUAUGCAUGAGUGGACGCUAUGGUAGUCACAUGAUUGACGGCGUGUAAUUGGCCGGUGUGAUUGGCAGAUGAUAAGUGGAGUGACGUCUUGAGCCGUUAAUUGGUCAAUGCCAAGGUCAAGACGGAUGCGUGCGCAUAAUGAGGUGCGUGAGAUGAUGGGCAGAGUGCUUUUAUUUCUUGUUAUAGUGUGACUAGAGUGUGGGCAAUGCAUUGGCAAUUCGUAACAGUACCAGCUUAAUACUAAUUAUAUUCUAGCCUAAAAAUCAGCAAACUACACUCCCUGAAGCCAUCCGCUGCUAGCUGCACUGUUUUUACCUACGUUAGAACGUUUAGGGAUAAAAAAAAGAGCUUUGGCCUUUUUUUUCACAACCGCCUUUAUUAAACUGACCUAAUUGACAUUGCUUGUUAGUUUUCUUACUCCUAAUCAUAGGGCUAGCUGUACUAGCUAUAUUUGUUUGUUAGUGCGCUUAAUUCUAAUAUUAAGAUUAACUGUAUGGACAUUCUUUGUAUGUAUUUUUAUAGUUGAGUUGACGUUGACAUGGCAGGAAUACGCUCAUUCUCAAUUCAACUUAGCUGAAUUUGGAACCUAUAUGUGUAGGGGUGGUAUUUAACAGGUAUUUCUAAACAAACUACUAGAAAUGUAAAAAUAAUGAAUAAUAUAUGUAUCGUUAUAUUUACGAUUUUGUAUUCAACUUAUUUGCUUUCUGCGUCGCGCUUCUCUGCUUCUUCGUUCAACUUCUAUGUUUCCUCCCUCCGCUUAUUCAACUUCUUCAACUUCUUCAGCUUCUCUGCUUCUUCGUUCAACGUUUUCAACUUUCGUAACUUUCAAAUUGCUGGUUGAUGCCACCAAUUGGUUUCUAUUGCUUACUUCUUCGCUGCUACCACUUCUCGCUGGAAUUUUUUUUAUUUCAUACGAAUGGACUACAUUAGCUAUUUUUUCGCCGUUGAUUCGUAGGACGACGAACAAUUAAUCUCGCUUCCCGAACUUUCCAGAAUUUUAGUAUGUUGAGCCCCCAAACUGUAGCGGUGGAUUCGUAUUUAUUAUAAGAAAAGUGUUUAUUUUACAAAAAUGUUCUUAUUUUAUUUUACAAAAUAUUCUUAAAAAUGUUUUAGUUUUCGUUUCAACUGGCACCGUGCUCGUCCGCAUAUCGACUGACUGUCAUUUUCAAAGUCUUCGUUAGCCGUUUCUUUGUCGCUACUCGUUCCUUCGUCGCUACUCGUUGUCUAUUACAGUCAGUGUUGCAGUUACUGUCCGUACGUUCGCCCACUUCUAGUCUGUCCCACGUAUGUAUGUUAUUACGAUAUUAUUAUGCUAGUACGAUAUUAAGCAUUGUAGUAUAUAAGUAUAUAAUUACUACAUGUUUAGAGUAUGGGAAUGUAAAUCGCGAGUUAUGUUAUUAAAGCUAUAAGUUAAGAUGCAUUUCCGCUAUGCUUUACUCAUUAUUGCUGAUUACGCAUUAUUACUUUUAUUUAGCAAUUGUUAACAUUAGCCUUAAAAGCGAUUGUCCCGAGAGCCUAUCAAAAAUAGGGGAGUUUUUUAUAAUUGAUGUAAGUAUUUUGAUCAUUGGAAAGAUCUUUGAUCUCCUUAAGAUCUAUAUUCACGGGGGGCAUCUGGAUAAGGUCCAGGCUUGAAGAUAUGAUUAUUCUGUUUGGUGCUUUCUCCAGAAUUUUCGAAAAAAUAUUAUACCGAGAAUGAUAGUUGCAACGGCUCCGAGUGAAAGGGAGCUAUUGGAUAUCGUUGCUGUCUUCAGAAGAUUUAUUCUUCGUAUGUUAUCAAUAUGAAACUUCUUUAAGGCCUGGAGAGAAAGUAAUUCAAUUCGAUUUCUUUCGAUUGGUGCUGGUUGCAGGACUGCUGGGAUUGCCGGCAGUGAAACCAAAUCGUAAUUAAUGUAAAAUUUAUGAUUUAUUUUUAACGUUGAGUUAUGAAAAUUAAUAAGGUGUGUCCCUGAUAAAUUUUUCUGCAUUCCCUUAGCAUCUAUUACCCCUUGAAAGCCAUUAACUAAUAUGGGUCCGGGUUUUACUUCUUCGAUUUGUUGGAUAUGUUGUCAUCUGGUAAUCUAGAUUUAUUUAUGUUUAUUAUCUCAUUACGCAAAAUUGAUGCUGCAGCUUGUAGAAUAUCUUGAUCUUGUAAAUGAGUAAAUAGUGAAUCAUCAAUAGUAGUUAUUGCUUUAGGUGCAACGACUUUUUUAUUAUUUGAUUGCAAGAUAUGAAUUUGAUCUUUAAAUUUAUCACGAAUUUUGUCUUCUAAAUAAUGGGAUCUGAAUCGAACACUGGAUGUUUCUUCGUUAUUUACCUCUCUGAAUGAGUCAUUAUAUUGUUUAUAUAAAUACGAAACAAAAUAACAUCGCCCACGUUUAAUUACGUUCUCUUCUAUUAGAGAACAGAUUUCUUCAAAAACAAUUUGAUGAUUUUCUCGGGAAGCAUGCCAUGAUGAAUGCGCUGGUUUUUUUAUUGAUGAGGUUUUUUUGUUUCGAAAUUCACUCCGACAAGCAUUGUGAUAAAAAAUUUCUUGAGUUGUAAUAUUUGUUAGCUUUUUUAGUGUUUCGUCAUAUAAAUCUGUAUCAAUCUUGAGAUCUUCCAGAAGGCUCGGUUGAAAUGUUUCUUUAUUUGAAGUGUGCAGUGCUUCGAUUUUCGAACGAAAUUUUUUAUUUCUUUUUUUGCAAAAGAAGCAUACCAUACCCAAAUUUAUUGAACUGAAAGUUUCGGAAGAUCAGUUGAUUCUGGGGGAACAUCGACCUCUUCUUCCAACGCAGCAGUUUGUCCAAGAUUUUGAUCUUCUAGAAUUUCACUUACAUUACUAUUUCUCUUACCGGUCGAAUCUUGCAUUGAAGUGUCAGCAAUUGUCGAGUUGCUCGUAGAUAUUGAUGACUGCUCAUUUAAUAAAUACCCUGAUGAAAUACUAGAUUGAGUUACAGAUGCAACUACAUUGUCACUAACGUUAGAUAGGUUAUCUGCAGUCGAAUCUUGCACCAAAGUGUCUGUAAUUUCAGAUUUACUCGCAGAUGUUGAUGGUUGCUCGUUUGAUGGACAUUCUGAUCUAACACGUGUUUUAGUUGCUGACAAAACGACAUUUUUACUUGUUUCAAGAAAUUUUCUCUUCAAUGCCGUAAAUGAACUAUAACAUGCACUGUGAUAACCUGAUUCAUAAAUAUCACUAGGUAAAAGAGUAUUUUGAUAUUUAAGUUUAUGAAGUUUUCGUUGUCGCAAAAUCAUUUGACAUUUUCCUAUAGUUUCCUCAGAAAACAAAUGUACUUUAUCAUUUUUUUCUUUGGCACAGAAAACACACUUCAAUUCCGACGACAUACUUGUGAUUCACGAAAACAAUAAUUACAACCAUAAGAAUUAAAAUAAACUUUAUAAUAUUAAAUAUUGUAUUACGCUCAAUGAAAUGCUUCUCGACUAACGGUCCAAAAUAAAGCAAAAGCAUGUGACAACAUAACCGUUACUCUGCCAUUCACUGGCUCUUAGACUAAUUGUAUACGCAUCUUGCAGUGUUUGUGUUAAAUACACUUUUGUUAUCAGUCAUGAGAUAUUUGCAACUUUUAUGAGGAAAACUGCACGUACAUUAUUGUUGGUUACCUCUUAGUGAAGAACCCUUUCCGUCAACACUUUCUGCUCAGCUAAGGACUUCAUAAUUAUGUCAUUUUGGUUGACAAUAGUUUCUGCAUUGCAUUUGGUAAUGAAUAAUAAUAAGAAUUAAGAUGUAGUGAAAUUAUUUAUAUUUAAUAUAAAUAAUAAUCUGUUUUAAAAGGAUUAAUUACCUUGAAGCUUUUGUAUAGUGUCUGAAAUGAAUUUUUUUACAUUUAAAUUAAUUUAAGUUUCGCUAAUUUUUUGCAAUUCGAAUUUCUUACUGUUCAUCUCCUUAAAUUGUUGCUCAAUAUUUUCCUUGAGGCUGCUACAACCUGGGCAGCAGCUUGUUUCGUCGCUAUCUGUAAACCCAUUUCUAUGAAGCCAAGUUAUAUACAACAUUUUUAUUGUAGUUAAUACUUACACUGAGACAUUGGUUGAAUACUGAAUGUGGAACGUUUAAUAUUUAGUAUCGACAUCUAAACUUUUUAUACUUUUUUUUAUUAACUUUGUACUAUUUUUAAUUUAAUAAAUAACUUUAUCUUUUAAAAUUUUGUGUCACUUUUGCUUGCACACGAUUGAGCAACUGAUUCACGGACAAUUGACUACAGCCUACUAAUAACGAAAAGAGAGAUUCCAAAGAACUAACAGUAAAGAUGCGAAAAUAAAUCAAAAACAAAAACACGUGCAUUCUCUAUGCUCGCCCUGAUGUGGGAUAUUUAUGCAUUACAUUGUAGUUAGCUUUUAGUUAGUUCAUAAAAGUUAACUAGAAAUGUGUUUUUUGCGUAGUUGACUACCGAAUUGCUGGCAGGGUGGCGUUCGGGUACACUUGUGUUAGUACUUCUUCUAUGUAUUCAUGACAGUUUAUCUUUGUGUCUAGUUUUCGUAAGAAACAAUAUUUAGUGUACCUAUCUAUAGAGCUAAGAUAUUGCGUGUUAUUGAUAUGGAAUAUGUCCAUUUGAAUGUACUCUCCUGUUUGUGUUGGAAUUGGUGUUUUUCCUAUAGGUUGUCGUUCGUACUUAUGUUGUAGACAUAUCUCGCAGUCUAUUGUUUCUUUUUUACACAUUUCUUUAAUGUUAGGCCAGAAAUGAGUUAAUAGUAUUUCCUGUGUAUUAUUUUUGUAAUUUCUACGGCCACGUUUGUGUACUUGUGUGAUUAUUUCAAUCUGCUCGUUUCUGCCAUAGGAUAUGGAUAUUGUUUUGUCCAUAUCGGAUCUUCUGAUUCUGUCCUAAUUGAUGCUUGAAUGGUGGUUGUGAAGGGAAAUGUUUCACUAAUACAAUUAUUUCUUUUCAUGAGUUUGUCUACCUGGUCUUUGAAUUGUUCAUUAUUAAUAGUAUAGUUAAUUGUUUGUUCAUUUUUUGAAAGUAUCCUUUUUUGGUACUUUAGGCUAUAAUUGAAUAAAUUUAUUUCUGCUUUCAUUUGACGUAAUCCUUCUUCCCCAAGAAUCAUGUCGAAUUCGUUAAGCUCAUUGAUUUCAAAAAAGGUUAAAUGAUGGCCGUACAUCGUGAUUACAUUUUUAGAGUCUAUGACGGAAUAACCAUGAAAUGUGUUAGUUUUAAAUGGUUUAACUUUAAUUGAUUUCCCUAUGUUACAAAUUUUAUUUAUAUAAUUGUUUGUUGAUCCUGUAUCUACUAAUAAGUUAACGAGCGUGCCUGUUAGGCCACAUUUUGUUUGAAUGCAGGGCAGCCCGUUUAUUCGCCUAAAAAAUGCUCCCUGCUUCAUAUUGUUCUUCAUAUUUCGAGCAGUCUACAGAUUCUAAAUCUUCUUUUGGUUUGAUUUAUUUUGUGUGUUGCAUUUCCAUUGCUAAAUUCCUUAUUUCCUUUGUUCGCAUUAUGUCUAUUAUUGAAGCUACGAUUCACUACGUUACUUCUUGUUGUUUUUACAAAUCGUCUGGAGCUGUCUAUGCCCAUUGGAACUGUUAAUUUGCUGCAUCCUGUCAUUUGCUCGAUAUUGCUGCUGGUGACGAUAUGAAGAUUGGUUAUGGUUGAAGUGAGGAUUAUACUUGGUCUUGUAGUUGUGUCUUGAUGGAUCAUCAUAUUCUGUCUUGUUUUGUGACACAAAUUGUUGGUGACGUUGUGUGGGUUGAAAGCGAGGAUUUUGGUUGUAUCUCGGUGGAGUAGAUUAUAUCUCGAAUUACUGGUUUGCGUUGUCAUGAUGGAUGGUACAAGCUAUUGCAUACGCUAUUUCCACACUCUAAGUUGUUUGGAUUGUUGCCAUACAACGUUCCACUUGUGUAUUUUGAAUUUAAGCCCAGAAUGAAUGUCCUGACUGCUUCUUGGUUAGCAUAGUCCUUCAUAUCCAUACUAUUAUGCUUAUUAGACAUCUCAAUUUUGGAUAAUGCUAAAUUGAGCGCUUUGGACACAUUGCUAUGGAAUUCUGCUAGGGAUUUUCUUCCUUGUAUAAUUUUUUUCAUUUCAUCCAAUAAAACGUAUAGGGGACGUUGGUCGGCAAAGGUAUAGUCCAAUCGGUUGAUAAUGGAGUAAAAAUUCAUCUUCGUUUUGCGGUUUGUCAAAAUAUCAGCCGCUUGUCCUACGAUCUUUGUCCUUAUGAUUCCGAGAGCGCUGUAGUAUUUUGGAUGAUGGCUCAAGUUUUUUAUGGCUUCCAUGAAUGUCCAUACUUGUGACCUCCAUGAUCUGUAUGCUGCCUGACUGCCAUCAAAUUUAGGCAGUGAUCUUUUGGAUCGACGACGUUGAGUUUGAUGUCCUCAAGUUCGAUGAAUGGUGUCACUUCUGGAAUAUAUUGUUGUUCCAUUGCUAUUAGUCGUUGUUUCAGUUCUUCUUGUUGCUGCUGCAGAGAUGACAUCAGUGACGCCAUUUGUGCAUGCAUUUGAGCCAUUUGUUCUUCCAUUUCGGUUUGCGGUUUUAUUUGUCUGUUGUCGUCAAAUGUUUGUUUUUUUAUUGACUUACGAAGUUUUUUUAGUGCGUCCAGGUUUGCUAGUUAAUUAGUGAUGUAUUGUCUGCUUUUUCAGGAUCUAUACUUAGUGAUGUAUUGCUAUUUCAGGAUCUAUACUUCUGUUUUUUUUUUUGUUAAUUAUUUUAGCACUUUUUUCAAACAUUUACAGCCCGAUUCUGUGCACUUGAUAAAUUCACCAUCUUGCUUAUUUAUCAAAAUUUAUUAUUUAUCAAGUCUUUGGUAUUCUGUGUCAAAAACCAAAAGCUCUUUUCUAGAUAAAUUAUCAAGAUGUCAAAUGCUCUUGACAAAUUCAACAGCUGUUUGUGAAAAUAUUGUGAACACAUUUUAAUUGUAAUUUUGAUUGAAAUUAAAUAAAAUAAAAUGGAAGAAGACAUAUUAUUAUUGUUGCUGUUAGAAGAGGAGGAAAAUUUAGAAAAUAGAGAUCGCGCGCGUUAUUUCAGGAGUUUGAGGGAUUCUACUGAUCCAUUUGCCCUCAGUGAAAGUGAGUUCAUGAAAAAUUUCCGACUGCCGCGUGAUAUUUGCCGGAGUCUAAUAGAUGACUUACGGCCUCAUGAUCAACAAAAGACUUCAUUGCCUUUGACCAUUAGAGUCCUGGCAACUUUAAAUUUCUUUGGUCACGGUUCCUACCAAAAAUGUGUCGGUAAUAACUGCAACUUGCCAAUGAGUCAGUCGUCACUCUCGAGAAGUAUGCGGGCCGUGGCCAAACUUAUAGUAAAAGUUAAAGGAGAAGAAAUAAAAUUUCCUAGUUCCACUGAGGAAGAAAAUAUAGUCAGAACCGGGUAUGUACAUACAUGUGUAUUAAAACAAUUGGAUUCAUCUAAAUUCACUGAGUUCAAUUUCAGAUUUUUCACAAAAUACGGAAUAAAGAGUACUAUAGGAGCAAUCGACUGUACACAUGUUGCAAUUAUUGCUCCUGCGUCAAAUAAUAUUGAACGUCCCCUUGGCUUAUAUUUAAAUAGGAAGGGCUUCUACAGCAUUAAUGUCGAAGCGGUAUGUGAUCACCGUUUAUGCUUCACGUUUCUGAAUGCUAAAUUUCCGGGUGCGACACAUGACUCUGGAAUUUGGGCAACUUCUGACCUACGAGAGCAUCUCAUUCGUCAACACACCAAUGACUCUGUAGGGCACCGAAGGCAGUCGUGGCUGAUUGGUGACCAAGGUUACCCUUUAGAACCUUGGCUCUUAACACCGGUCGGAAAUCCUAGUACUUCUCAAGAGCGAAAGUAUAAUAAGCUACAUUGUACUGCCAGAAAUUGUGUUGAAAGAGCGUUCGGAGUUUUAAAAUCGCGUUUCAGAUGUUUGCUGAAGCACCGGGUUCUACAUUAUUCCCAUGAAACGUCCGCAUUAAUAAUAAGCAGUUGUGUUAUACUGCAUAAUAUAAUUACGAAAGCUGGUAUUACCAUGCACGCGGUGGACAACGAGGUUGAAGAAGACUCUGACCAUGUAGUUAAUUCCGGUGACUGUUUGCAGUAUACACGAGAAGGUGAAAGGAUAAGGGCAAGAUAUAUAUCUACACUUUAACACAUUAUUACACUAUACACUACAUUACUACUAACAAUAUGCAUAUAUACACUGCACAAUGACAUUACACAUUAACCUACUCCUGUUACAUUAUCCGUCUAUUAUUACACAAUAUAACGACUGCUAACAAUAUGUGUAUACACAAGUCAUAUGUAAACAGAAUAUCUAAACAGAAGCACACAUCACCGCACUUAAAAGUAACCCCUGCAUAGCCUGUGUCAGGCACAUGCUAAGCUGCUCGGUCUGAGUCACGACAUCUUCAGCUACAGAAUAACACAACCAGAUAUAAUUAUUAACAACAUUGUUUCAUUAGUUUAAUUCAUUAGUUUUAAUAAUUUAUUUUAAUAAAAACAAAGUCCAUUAACAUACAUACAUAUGGAU